Molecule: messenger RNA, 1044 nt
Organism: Colletotrichum destructivum
Lineage: Eukaryota; Fungi; Ascomycota; Sordariomycetes; Glomerellales; Glomerellaceae
Product: Putative peptidase S8/S53 domain-containing protein
Exons: 3
Coding region: 1-1044 (347 amino acids)
Biological process (GO): proteolysis
Molecular function (GO): serine-type endopeptidase activity
Source: RefSeq, a predicted model, not a curated record
AUGCACUUACGCAGCCUCCUCUGGUGUGUUGCUAUGCUCCACUUACGCAAUGGAGUUUUAUCCCACCUCUACCAUGGCGAAUGGCAGGAUACAGUACAUAAGAGAAGCUACCUCUUUGCUGGUCGACAGCUGUUUUCUAACACCAAGAGACUGGCAAGCACUACGCAACCUCACCUAAUGCUGCCAGACCCAGCCAAGCCUAAGGCGUCCGCUCCCAACUCUACAUACUCAGCCUUAUCGUCUGCCUCAUUCACUGUAGCGCCUACCCAGUACAUUAUCCUCGCAGCACAGGACGCUACUAGGGAACAGAUUCAGUACAUUAAGAAAAUUCUUUUAAUAAACACCUUGCCAGAGUUUGUUGAAGAGGUUACUAGCAAACGCACCGGCCUAGUCGUCUUCUUUAUAGCAGCUAUCAGCUCCUCCCAGGCCGACGCCAUAGCAAUGCUUCCUGGUGUCAGCAGCGUGGCACCUGACGUGAGGCUUAAGGAAGACCAGCCUCUAUCGUUAGCGCCGCUGCCUUUGACGUCUCGCCAAGCCCCAACCAAGGGCUCGCACGGCUCGCCACAGACGAUCCUCCAGGACCCGGCCGACAUCCGCCUUCAGCCCGGCGCCGCUGAAGAACUUAAGGUCAUCUCGCAGCCCCCUGGCUCGUGGCGAGAUGAGCUCCCUGGGUUUGGAUACGCCUCUGAAGCAGGCAAAGGCGUAACGAUCUACGUUAUAGACAGCGGCGCCAACUCUAAGCAUCCGGAAUGGACUAGUAUGACAGGGAGUAAGGACUUUAUGUACGUUGCCAGCGCUGUGCAGGAGGAAACAGAUUCUAGAAACCACGGCUCCUGCGUGGCUUCCAAGGCGACAGGCCUAAAGUACGGCACUGCCAAGGAAGCCAACAUAGUUAUGGUUAAACUGCCUGAAGAGUGGACAUUAUCGGCUAUUACUAAGGCGCUGGUGAUGAUCAGCAAUGACGUUACCCAGAAGGGUAUCAGGGGAAAAGCUGUAAUCAACAUGUCUUUUCGGAAUUGUAAGUAUUCUGAAGUCCUUCCCUAG